This is a messenger RNA of Plenodomus lingam JN3, 1089 nucleotides long. Lineage: Eukaryota; Fungi; Ascomycota; Dothideomycetes; Pleosporales; Leptosphaeriaceae. The record is from RefSeq and is a predicted model, not a curated record.
AUGUACACGAAAGCACUGCUCUCUGUCUUCAAAGGCCGGCUAUUUGAUCCCAUGGGACGAGAAGGCGCAAUUGAUCGCUGCGAAGUCAGUGUGCAAGAGCGAGAGACAGAGGCGCAAUGCCGUUUUAUUGUGAAGAUGGUGUGUAACCAAGGCAUCAUCAAAACCUACAAACUCACCUACGAGUCCGCUGAAGUUCUCCAUGCGCUGUUUGAUCGAAGCGUGGCGCCGAACCACUGGAGCAUGCAUUCGAGUGCGUUCAAAGAGUACAUUGAAUACUUUGGUACAAAGACCGAGAUGCUUGACAUCUUUGCCGGCGAAGAUGGCAGAUGUGUGUUCAAGAGUUAUACGGAGAAGAUCUCGAACGGAAAGGAAAUACUCAAGCAUCCACUGGUCACAGCAGUAGCAGUCAACACAUCUGAUUUUGAUGAGUUCAGUGUCCAAGCCGGACUACAUAUCAUCAUCAGCGUCAAAGACUUCAAAGCCAUUGUCGUGCAUGCAGACACGCUCAAGACAAGCCUGAAAGCAUAUUAUUCACAACCAACAAGGCCUCUGCAGUUCAGCUACGGAUACGACGGCUUGCUUUGCGAAUUCACCUUGAUGACCUCUGGCAACAUCACUGCAAUCCCAGCAAUACCCACACCUGCUCUCCAGACUCACAACAGCAGACAAACAUCACGAGCGACCUCAGCAGCAACCGAGCGUACAGAUACACGCAGCACACGUUCAGGAAUGCCGCCACCAAUGGACACUCCAUCCCGCCGCGACCGCAUCGGACGUCUCCGAAACCCCGGAUCAAGACAAAGCUCGACUACCGCACAAGUGGAACCAGCGCAGCAGGAUUCUGAAAGCCUCUUCAUACCCGACGAUGAAGAAGUCCGGAGAAGAGAGGAGGAGGAGGAAGAGCAGACUUGGGCGCCUGUAGACUACGAGAAGGAGGAAACGCUUGGAUGGGACGCCAGUGCGAACCACGAUGUCUCCGCAUUUCCAACGUUCCGGGAUAGCGGGACUACGGUGCGAGGAAAUGCGGUUGAGAAGGCAGAGGUGUUUGAACCGACGCAGCGCGUCUCACAGAUUAAGGGGCUGUGGUGA